Molecule: messenger RNA, 858 nt
Organism: Suillus bovinus
Lineage: Eukaryota; Fungi; Basidiomycota; Agaricomycetes; Boletales; Suillaceae
Product: mitochondrial ribosomal protein subunit L20-domain-containing protein
Exons: 3
Coding region: 118-663 (181 amino acids)
Cellular component (GO): mitochondrial large ribosomal subunit
Molecular function (GO): structural constituent of ribosome
Source: RefSeq, a predicted model, not a curated record
AUGAAUUAGGCGACAUGCUGACAGCUUGUGAGGUAGUCGUAUUGACCUUGUUGCCUGCAUAACUUGAAUGGACUUUUGGAGCAGACGACGCGUCCGUUAUAGGGAUGGGAAGAUUAUAUGCUCAAGCCACGAUUAUCUCCUUGGUUCACCCGCGGUUAUGCCACUCGCAUUGCAGAAAAACCUCCAGCGCGCUUUUCAGAUCCAUUGCUGAAUGAUCCAAAUGUUGUUGUCAAAACACUCAAGGACGAGAACUUGACCUUCAUUCACCGACCUCCCCCGACAGCACCUUCACCUUAUUCAACAACUUUAGCUCCUGCUUCUCCAUUGCUCAAGUCUCCAACAACGCCCAAUAAACAUGCACCCAUGCCACCGUUAUUGCGGCCGUCGGCUUAUAAUGCUGCACCAUCACGAAUGUCUGAUAAAGACAUUGAGCAGCUACGAAAGUUGAGACUGUCUAAUCCAGAAAAAUACAGCCGUGCAAAACUUGCAAGACUAUUCAAGUGCACGCCAAACUUUGUAUCCAAAGUUGCUGCCCUUCCGAGGCCCCAACGGAAGGAGUUUGGAAGAAAGAUGGAGGCAGAGCAUGAGACUGUGAGGGAGCAGUGGGGAGAGAAGAAGGCUACGUUUGUUGCUAUCAAGCAGAAACGCCGCGAAUUCUGGUGAGGUACGGAGCGCCCGCCAUGAUGAUAUAUCUUCUUGCGCAUUUAGUGUACCUACAGUCGUGUUAGAGAGUCUAGACGUGUUAUGUUACCCAUGCCAUUGAUCCUAUUGACGCGACAACCCGUUCCGUAAUUUUCCGUCCUUCCCGACUCUUGUCGCAUUUUUCCAAAUCGGGAACAGGACACAUUCAUCGUUCCA